AUGCCUCUCAAACGAUUCUUUCCGCACGCGCGCAUCGCGGCGUCGUCAUCACCAAUCAGCUCCUGCCGCGCGGUGGCCGAUCAAGCCCCUCCCGUCACGCACCCGCGCAGCCCCCGAGACGCGGGCCUCGUGGCGUUUCUUCUGAGGCGAGAUGGCGACUCCGGCGACGAUUGCGCCCCUGGCGACGAGGAGGAGGAACGCCGGCUACAAGACUCGGACACGACGCCAACUUCAGAUCGAAGCUCCGCCUCCCAGCGAGGGGAGUCCCUCGGCGGUGCCGACGGCGUCAGUGCCGAGCCCGACGGCGCGGGCGAUGGCAGCGGUCCGCCGCUCCACGCGGCGGUGGGCGCUGCGGUGAGCGCAGCCAAGGACGAGGUGGCGGAGAGAGUGCGCGCGCUGCUGCUGCUGUCGCGCGCGGGAGAUGACUCCCCGCGGACGACGAUUGACGAGUCAUUUCCCUUGGUUGACGAUUCUGCAAUCCGCGAUUCCCACUCGCGAGACGUUGAACCCGCGGGGCCGCCUCCGACACCAGUACUGACCGUUGGGUCCCUGGCCGCGCCCGUUGCGCCUCCGCUUGAGGGAGAGGCGGAAAUUGCAGCGGGGGAGUGGCAGGACGAAGAAGGCGCGGCGGAUGCAGAGGAGGAGACGGAGGCGGAGGGGGAGUGGGGCCCGCGCGUGUACAUGCGCGGAUUCAUGUCGCUCUGGCGGGGGAUGCGGGGCGAGCUGAAGCAAGACGCGCGCGCGAGGGAGGAGCGGAGACAAGGAGAGGGGGAGGGACGGGUUGAGGAGAAUAUUAAGGGGAAGGAGAAGGAGGAGGGUUUGGCAGGGAUGGUGGAACCAAUCAAAGUAGAUGCUGAAGAGGCAACACAGGGGGCGGCGGCAGAGGUGGUAACAGGGGUGGGCGACGGAAGCAAGGAGGAAAGCGUGGUCGCAGAGAGUUUCGAAGGAGGAGAGAGCAAGAAGCCUGCACGGGCCAGUGCAUGGGCGCUGGGAAUGUUGAAGGACUGGAGGCGGCAGCAGAGGCAGGAGGAGCAAGCUCAGCCACAAAAGCAAAGCGACGGUAAACCCGUUCUGCUGACCGCGGAAGAAGCUACUACUGCUGAACAAGCUACCAGCAGCGCUCCAGCAGCAGCGCCCGUUCAGAGCCAAGGGGCGGAGCUGAAAGGGCCGCUGCUGCAGGAGUUGAAGGUGGAAGAAGGAAAGCUGGGAAUGCGUGAAGCAGGCACGGAGGAUGUGAUCGGCUUGGCCGCUUCUGGCGUGGGGUUGCCGGGCGGCCGAGCAGGAGCAGCCACGGAUGCCGGGGGAAAGCAAGCAGCGAGAAAAGCUGUUUCGUGCAACACGUGCAACUCGUGCAAAGCGUUUGCUGCCACGGCUGCUGGUGCUGCUGGUGCAACAAGCGAGAUUAAUGCAGAGGGAACGGCGCCAGCAGCAGCAGCAGCAGCAGCAGGUAAAGGAGCCAUGUGGGUGCAGCAUACAGCGGACUCGCUGCGUCCGUUCCUGCAGCCGGCGUCAGGAGAGGAGCUGUGGCGCGUGUCGCUGCUCGCAUGGCUGUGCGAGAAGGCCUACAGCAUCCCCCGCCUUGAUACCAAGCAGCUGCAUCGCCGCUUCGGCCUCACCCUCGUCACCUCCUCGCACCUCCUCGCCGCUGCUCAGGCCGAAGCUGCUGCCGCUGCAGCUGCCGCUGCCAGCCUCGCCAAGCAGAAGGCUAAGGCCGCCAGAGCAGCAGCAGCAGCAGCAGCAGCGGCAGCACCAGCAGCCGCACCACCCACAGCAACAUCACCUCCAGCAGCAGCAGCAGCAGCAGAGAGUACAAGUCCGGUUUCAGUGUCACAUCCAAUGGCGGCGCUCCCUGCUGGGCCGUCCAUGGAGCAUGCUCUGCUCCCUGCUCCUGCCAUCCACGCGGCUCUUCCUCCCCCUCACCACUCCCCUGCUCCCUCUCCCUCAGCAGCAUCAGUAGCUCUAGCACCACCCGCCGCAGCAGGGAGCAAGACCGCAGCAGCAGCAGCAGCAGCAGGAUCAGAGGGGGAGGACGCAGGGAGCGGGCAGAGCCCGUGUGCGUGGUACAUAUGCGACGAUGAGGCGACCAACACGCGGUACAUAGUCAUCCAGGGUUCUGAGUCCGUGGCCUCCUGGCAGGCUAACCUCAGCUUUGACCCUGUGCCCUUUGAAGACGCGGCUCUAGGCGUGCUGGUGCACAGAGGGAUUUACACCGCUGCUAAGGCUCUUGACUUGCACGCGCACCGGUCCCGGCCGCAUCCACCCAGGGUCCAGUUCACAGGGCAUUCCCUGGGCGGCAGUCUAGCUGCGCUUCUCUCCCUCCUGCUGCACCUCCGCGGGGAGGCCUCCCCGCACCACCUCCUCCCCGUCGCCCUCUUCGGUUCCCCGUCCAUCAUGUGCGGUGGAGACCGGUUGCUAGGUUUGCUGGGCCUGGAGCCUGAAGAGGCGAUGUGGAAUGUGGUGAUGGCUCGGGACUUAGUCCCUCGGGCGUUCACGUGUGAGUAUCCCUCACAUAUCACGGAGGUUCUAAGGCGUGUGAGUGGGGCUUUAAGGAAGCACCCCUGCUUGCUGUCUCAGAGGCUUGUGUAUGCUCCCAUGGGGCAUAUGAUGGUGCUGCAGCCCGAUCCUGCCAAGGCCCCUCCGCACCCCCUGCUGCCGCCUGGCACCGCUCUGUACCACUUGGCACACCCGAGUGCGCCGAUACAGGCCCGCCUUGAGCUGCGAGCAGCCCAGCUGGCCUUCCUCAACAACCCACAUCCGCUCGAAACCCUCUCCGACCCAGCUGCGUACGGCACAGAGGGCACCAUAAGCCGCGACCAUGACCCCCGCAACUACACUGGCACCUUGACCAGCCUCGCUCUACAGGCUGUGCGGCGGGUUCGGCAGCAGCGUAGAGAGCGGGAGCAGGAAGAGACCCGGAGGGCGAAGGAGCUGGCGGAAAGGCAGCAGAUGGCAGUAUUUCAGCAGCAGCAGCGGCGGCUGCGGCAGCAGCUGAUGCAGCUGGUGCCAAGAAGGAGGCGGUUGGUAUCAAAGAAGAGAGUAGCGAAGCAGAAGAGGGGGGGGAAGCAGGAUGCGGUGGCUUCUGCGUCUGCUUUGGCGGCUGCUGCUGCUGCUGCCUCGGCGUUUCUUGCAACAGAUGCUGGCAAGGGGAGGUUUGGGCCCAGGAACAGUUUGGGUUCCACUUCUCCCAUCUUCUCUUCUGCUGAUUCCGCAUCUGAUUUCUUCUCCUCUGCACGCUCCUUGCCUCAGGGGGCGGUUACUGUGAGGUUUGUUGCUGCAGCGGUCGCAGCAGCAGCUGCUGCCGCUGCUGCUGGUGACAGCGCUGCCAAGGGAAGAACAGGUUCUAAGGGGGUGGUGCUACUGCUCCUCGUUGCUGCGGCUGGUGACUUUUGA
This is a messenger RNA of Closterium sp. Naga37s-1, 3390 nucleotides long. The record is from the annotation of a GenBank genome assembly. NCBI's taxonomy places the organism in Eukaryota, Viridiplantae, Streptophyta, Zygnematophyceae, Desmidiales, Closteriaceae.